This is a messenger RNA of Rotaria sp. Silwood1, 2280 nucleotides long. The record is from the annotation of a GenBank genome assembly. NCBI's taxonomy places the organism in Eukaryota, Metazoa, Rotifera, Eurotatoria, Philodinida, Philodinidae.
AUGCAUCUUCUUGUGUUGCUCGUUCUUAUAGUUGGAUGUUGGUGUGAUAUAAACAUAUUAGUAGACCAAAAAGGCGGGUAUAAUAUUAGUGUUAAUGGUCGUAUAUGGCUUCGUUCAGCUCGAACAGCUAUAUAUACAGAUAACAAGUGGUAUUCAUCAGCGGAUGAUUCUCUACCAUUAAUUAAUAUAACUUAUGCACAAGGUAAUGAUUCAAAUUUAGGUAUUUGGAAUGAAACUCAAUUAAUCUAUGAUCUUGUUCGAAGUGAAAUACAUACAAAAAUAGUAGGUCAUAUACGUCAAUGGAAUUCAAUUUCUGCAAUUACAUUUCAUUUGGAUAUUGGUGAUCAAGUGAUGAUUAAUACGAUUCCUCUUGACAUGGAACAUGUUCGUACAGUUUUUCCAUCAUUUUAUAUUGAACAAAUGGAUAAGAAUGAUCAAAGAGGUUAUUUUACGUUUUCAGGAAUGAUGACAGGUGAAGAUGAUAGACAUGCAGGUAAUUUGGAUUCAUCAAGUAUAGUUAUUGAUUCAGGAAUGGAAAGUGGUCCAAUAGUUAUUUUUAAUUUUACUCAACAAGGCGAAAAUGAUGUAUUAAUUCUUUCAUCUUUUUCUCAAUUUAUGGCAACAUCAUUAAGUCAAACAAAUAAUAUAUUAGAAUAUGGUAUUAUGGGUUCAAUAAUAUCCAUACCUGCAAAUUAUAAUUAUUCAAUGAUUAUAUUUUAUUCAUCAAAAGGUAUUAAUGAAGGUAUAAGAGAAUGGGGUAAAACAAUGCAACAAGCAUAUAAUCGAACAAAUCAAUAUCGUCUUAAUGAUUUAACUAUUAAUUAUCUUGGUUAUUAUACAGAUAAUGGUGCUUAUUAUUAUUAUAAUACAGAAAAAGGAAUAAAUUAUGAAGAAACUUUGAUUAAUAUUUAUCAUCAAAUUCAACUUCCAUUUCAUUAUAUUCAAUUAGAUUCAUGGUGGUAUUAUAAAGGUCUUAGAGAUGGUGUUUCUCAAUGGAUAGCACGACCAGAUAUAUUUCCUGAUGGUCUUCAAAUAGUUCAUCGUCGAUUAGAAAAUCUUCCUUUAGCUGCACAUAAUCGAUAUUGGUCAUAUGAUACUAUUUAUAAACAAAAUUAUUCUUUUGCUCUUGAUAAACGAACUGAAAAAGCAUUACCUAUAGGCAAUGAUUCAUUUUGGAUUGAUUUAUUCAAUCAAGCAUAUAAUUGGGGUCUUAUUCUUUAUGAACAAGAUUGGCUUAAUCAUCAAACAAUUGAUUUUUUACCAACACGUACUGAUAUUCAUAUUGGACAUAAUUGGUUAAUAUCAAUGGGUAAAGCAGCUGAAAAAUUAGGAAUAAAUAUACAAUAUUGUAUGAGUUUAUCACGUCAUAUUUUACAAGCUUUAGAAAUUCCACGUGUUACACAAACACGAGUAUCAAAUGAUUAUGCUCUUCAUUUGAUUAUUCCAAUAAUAUCUCAAUGGAAUAUUGGAAUAUCAAGUAUGUUUGCUGAUGCAAUUGGUUUAGCACCAUUUAAAGAUGUUUUUUGGUCUAGAUCAUUAGAACAUGGUUCUCCUUAUCCACCACUUUCUAUGGAAAUAUUACCAGAUCGAGAAAUUUUAAUUGCAACUCUUUCAACAGGACCUGUUGCUUCAGGUGAUGGAAUUAAUUAUACAAAUAUUGAACGUAUAAUGAAAUGUUGUCGUAAAGAUGGUUUAAUUUUAAAACCAGAUCGACCAUUAACUAUGAUUAAUAUAUUAAUAUCUGAUUGGGCUUUUUAUAAAAGUAUUUCACAAGGAGAACUUUAUUCAACAAGAACAACAAUAAAUAAUCAAACAUUUCAUAUCAUUUUUGCAUCAGCUAUGAAACGAGAUUAUUUAAUUUAUCCUUCAAUGAUUGAAGCUCAAUCUGGUAUUAUUUGGUCAUAUAAUAAUGCAAAUGUUGUAUCAACUUUCGAUAAUACUAAUCCUUUGAAUGUUUCAGCUAAUCAAUGUAAUGACUUAUCAGUAUGCCUUUGGUAUGUAUCUCCUUUAUGGGAAUUUAAUGAUUCAACUAAAACAAAAUAUGCUUUUCUUGGUGAAUGGAACAAAUGGACAGCUAUUAGUCAACAACGAAUCGAUUCUAUUGUCACUAAUCUAGAAAAAACUCAAACAACAAUUACUCUUCAGGGUGAACAUUAUGAAAUAGUUCAAUUAGCUGUCUAUCAUCAUUCUUUACCUUCUUCUAUUAUAAGUUGUCAAAUUUCAUCUGAUAAUGCUUUUGGACAACUUGUUAUUACUCCAUCCGAUGUGUUUUGUCGUUAA